UCAGCUGCAGUAUGUCAAAGGAGCGAGGAAAGGACUCUCUGUCUGAGAUGAGUCUCUCAGAGAAACAGAGUGUAAGAUCAGGCUCACAUGUGUUCAGCUCUGUGUUUGUGAAGAGUGAUUGUUCAAAAGGUCUUGGACCGAACAUAAGGGACAAAACAACAUCAUCAAAAAAAAGGCUUCAGUGUGUAACAUUAGAUUCAGAUUUCCAGACUUGCAGGGAUCACAAUGUCAAAGAUCUCCUAUGGAUCUUCCAGGAUCUUGAGGGCAAAAUAUUCACAUUUCUUAAGAAUCAGCUGGAGAAGUUUAAGAAACUAUUACAAAAAGAGAACACACAAUGCUGGGUGAAUGACUUUAAUGAGAAUAGAUGCAGAACCAAAGAAGCAGCUCUUGAUCUCACACUCUACUUCCUGAGAGAGAUGAAGCAAGAUGAAGCUGCUGAUAUUUUAGAAGACAAUCUGGUCUUCAUUCAUCAGCUGAAAUGUGGUUUAAAGAAGAAGUAUCAAUGUGUGUUUGAAGGAAUUGCAAAGCAAGGGGAUUCUAUACUACUGAAUAUCAUCUACACAGAUCUCUAUAUCACUCAGGGUUGUAGUGAACAGGUCAAUACUGAACAUGAGGUAAGACAGAUUGAAGUGGCUUCUAGGCGUCAUGAAUCUCAAGAGAUACCAAUUGAGUGCAAAAAUUUGUUUGAAGCACCUGAACAAGACAAUGAGAUCAGAACUGUUCUGACAAAAGGAGUUGCUGGCAUCGGAAAAUCAGUCUCUGUGCAGAGGUUUGUUCUGGAUUGGGCUGAAGGAAAAGAAAAUCAAGAUAUCAGCUUCAUAUUUCCUCUUCCUUUCAGAGAGUUGAACUUAAUGGAAAAAGAAAAACAAAGUUUGAUGGACCUUAUAAAUCAUUUUUUCCCAGAAAUAAAAGGAUUGAACCUUACAAGAAGAAAUAAUUUUAAAGUCUUGUUCAUCCUUGAUGGAUUGGACGAAUGUCGACUUCCUCUGAACUUUGAUGGUAAUGAAACAUGGCGUGAUGUCUCAUCACCAGCCUCUCUAGAUGUUCUCCUCACAAACCUCAUCAAGGGAAAUCUGCUUCCUUCUGCUCUCAUCUGGAUCACCACCAGACCAGCAGCUGCCAGUAAGAUUCCUCCUGAUUAUAUUGACCGGGUGACAGAGAUACGAGGAUUCAGUGAUGCACAAAAGGAGGAGUAUUUCAAAAAAAGAUUCAUAGAUGACAAUCUGUCCAAAGAAAUACUUGAUCAUGUAAAAAAAUCAAAGAGUCUCUUCAUCAUGUGCCACAUCCCAGUCUUCUGCUGGAUUUCAGCCACUGUUCUCCAGAACAUUUUGGAAAUAAAAACAGAUAAUAAUCAGCAAAACAAUCAGGCUGAUGACGCCUCCAAAACACUGCAGGAAUCAAACACUGUAGACACUCCUAAGACUCUGACACAAAUGUACACACACUUUCUCCGCUUUCAGAUCCAGCAGAGCAGACGAAAAUAUGAUGGAGAUUACACACCAGAUGUUUCCUGGGAUAAAGAUGCCAUCCUUUCACUGGGGAAACUGGCUUUUUAUCAGCUGGAAAGAAACAACUUGAUCUUCUAUGACACAGAUCUGGAAGCCUGUGGUAUUGAUGUCUACACGGCAUCAGUAUAUUCAGGCAUGUGUACCCAGAUCUUUAAGGAGGAAACAGGGAUCAUUCUUGGGACAAUGUACUGCUUUGUUCACUUGAGCAUUCAAGAGUUUAUUGCAGCCCUUUAUGCACAUCUGUUUCUAGACAUCAACAAGAAAAGUGUGUUUGUUCAAUCCUCUAUGGAACAGAAAUCAACUGAAACCAUGAUUGAGUUGCUAAAGACUGCAGUGGACAAUGCACUUGAGAGUGACAGUGGACAUCUGGAUCUUUUCCUUCGCUUCCUUCUCGGUCUGUCACUCCAGUCUAAUCGACUUCUCUUACGAGGACUGUUGACACAGGAAGGCUGCAAUGACCAAAUCAAAAAGGAAAUAGUUGAAUACAUCAAGCAGAAAUUAGAGGAUAAUCUGUCUCCAGAGAGAUCCAUCAAUCUGUUCUACUGUCUGAAUGAACUGAACGACCAAACUCUGGUGAAAGAGAUUCAAACCCACCUCAGUAAAGGUCUUUCAUCUUCUGAUCUUUCACCUGCUCAGUGGUCUGCUUUGGCCUUUGUUUUGUUGACAUCAGAGGAAGAGAUGGAGGAGUUUGAGCUUCAGAAAUUCAAGAAAUCAGACGAGUGUCUCAUUAGAUUAUCAGCAGUCAUCAAAACCUCCAAAAGAGCUCUGUUGAAUGACUGCAGCUUAACAGAUAGAUGUUGUUCAGCUCUGGUUACAGUUCUUGGAUCAGACACCAGUCUGAAAGUGCUGAACAUGAACAAUAAUAAUCUGCAGGAUUCAGGUGUGAAGCUGCUCUGCACUGGACUGAAGAACAUAAUAUGUAAAUUGGAGAUACUAAGUCUAAGUAUGUGUGAUCUAACAGAGGAAAGCUGUUCAGCUCUUGCUUCAGUUCUCAGUUCAGACUCCAGCAGUCUGAAGGAUCUUGACCUGAGCAAUAAUAAUCUGCAAGAUUCAGGAGUGAAGUUGCUCUCUGAUGGACUAAAAAAAUGUAAACUGGAGAAACUCAGACUCUCAGACUGCAGUAUCACUGAAGAAGGUUAUAAAGCUCUGGCUUCAGCUCUGAGAUCAAACCCUUCACACCUGGUAGAGCUUGAUCUCACAGGAAAUGAUCCUGGACAAUCAGGAGUGAAGGAGCUCAGUGAUUUACUACAGGAUCCAAACUGUCAGCUGAAGAAACUGACGUUUCUGGGUCCUGCUGCAGAUGAAGCAUUUCAGUAUGUGACUGAAAUUGUGGGUAAAAACCCUUUACUCCUAAGAGAGCUGAAUCUGAGUGGACGUAAACUAGGAGAAACACGAGUGAAUCAGAUCGCUGCACUACUGCAAGAUAAACACUGCAAACUCAACACACUGAUACUGAGUAAUGACAAUAUCACAGAAGAAGGUUGUGCUGCUCUGACUUUAGCAUUUGAUUCAAACCAUUCAAACCUGAUAGAGCUGGAUCUGAGUGGAAAUACACUAGGAAAAUCAGGAAUGAUGAAGAUAUGUUGUCUGUUGAAAAAUACAAAAAGCAGACUGAUGAAACUGAAACUCUCAGACUGCAGUAUAACAGAAGAAGGUUAUAAAGCUCUGGCUUCAGCUCUGAGAUCAAACCCUUCACACCUGAUAGAGCUGGAUCUCACAGGAAAUGAUCCUGGACAAUCAGGAGUGAAGGAGCUCAGUGAUUUUCUACAGGAACCAAACUGUCAACUCAAGACACUGAGGUUUUUGUGUCCUGAAGCAGAUGAAGCCUGUCGAUUUGUGACUGGAAUUGUGGGUAAAAACCUGUUACUUUUGAGUGAGCUGAAUCUGAGUGGACAUCAUCUAGGAGACACACGAGUGAGUCAGAUAUCUGCUCUACUGCAGGAUAAACACUGUCAACUCAGUACACUGAUACUGUGUGGUUGCAAGAUUACAGAGAAACAGUUACUCAUCCUGACUUCGGCUUUGAAAUCGAACCCAUCACACCUGAGAGAACUGAACCUUAGUGGUAAUAAGCUUAAAGACUCAGGAGCUAAAAACCUCAGUGAUCUACUGAUGAACCCGCAAUGCAAGCUGGAAAAACUGGAGCUGUGUGGAUGCAAAGUUACAGAGAAACAGUGUUUCACCCUGACUUCAGCUCUAAAUUCAAACCCUUCACAUCUGAGAGAACUGGACCUCAGUGAGAAUAAAAUAAAAAACACAGGAGUGAAGCAUUUAUGUGACAUACUGAAGGAUCCAGACUGUAAACUUGAGAAAUUGAGUCUGCAUGACUGUGGCAUUACAGAUCUUCAUUCUUUAAUUCAGUCUUUGACAAACACAAAAGCACUGCAGUUUCUAAAAGAGCUUGAUCUGAGUUACAAUAUGAUUGGAGACUCAAAGCAGCAGCUCAUUGAUGUGCUACAAGGCUCAAACUGUAAACUACUAGAAAAAGAACACUGGCUCACAGCGAGUCUAAGCAGCAUUAAUUUAAGCUGAACUCCAACAGGAUGGAACCAGCAAUCACCAUCAGCUGACAGAUCUACACAAGAGCUCUACUAUAGUGUUUAAAUCUAGGAGGAUAAAUUCAUUCAUUCAUUAUUAAUCUUAAUUAUGAACACACUGGUUUGUACAGUUUUACUGUUUAUGGCAUGUUGUUAUUCUCCUCGUUAUCUGCCUAUAGCAGCUAAUGAUCCAGAAGUCUCACCCAUAGGCUUACAUCUGCGUUGAAGAAAAACGUGGAUAUCAUGGUCCGAUUUGUCUGUAAGCAUUUUUUGGCAUUUUUGUAUAGUCUCACCUUUUUUUAAAUGUAAUAUUAUAUUCUUUUUUUCUUUCUUUUUUUUCAAAUCUAAAAUUUUAACUUGUGAUGGAAUUCAAAACUAAAGAAUUUAAGUUUGUUUAAACAAAUUUGUUUUAAAUUAUUAUUAUUAUUAUUUACAUAAAAUAUUUACCGUUCUCUGAUGUAGAUUAAUGGUCAAAUUGACGGGCAGAUAAAAAAAAUACUUAUUUCUAUUUUUAGUGUUAUAUUUUAAUUGUUUUUGUUUUAAAAUAAUAAAUUUUUGUCUUGCUUUAUAUUUUAUUAUCAAAUAAUGGACUAUCAUUUUCUUUACAUUUUUUUAUAUAAAUAGGGUAGAUUUAUUGCUAAGUUUAUAACAAAUUAGGAAAAAAAGUAUUGUAAAAGUAAUCUAAAAAGUAAUCAGAAUACAGAAUACCUAAAAUGGGUAACCUAGAUUAUGUUGCUAAUUACAAUAUUUCUUCAUGUAAUUUGUAAGUCGACCAAUAUGGGUUCUUCUCUGUCCGAUGCCGAUAUUUAGAAAUCAGGGUGGCCGAUAUAUGAUGAUGAUUAUUUUGGCUGAUAUGUUUGGCCAAUGUAUGUUCUGUACAAAGAUACAUUCAUAUAAAAACACCUGCAUCGCAUUCUGAUUUUGAAAUGUGCGGUGCACAUUUAUUCAAUGUAGUAUAAGCCUUUUGGAAAAUGUUUUUAUGGUGGUCAGUUUUGAUAUUGUGGUGCCACAAAUAUGUAUUGGAAACACUGGAGUAUGCUAUAAGUCAACUGGCCAUAAUCUAAGCGAUAACAAAAAUAAAAGAGUUCACACAUAUUACGCAGUCUGCUGCUCAUAACUGCUUAAGAAUGCACAUUUAAUGAGGAAAGUUAACCUGCAUGUUUUAGCCAGGCCUUACGACUGAAUUGCAUGUGUUUCUAAUUUCAAAAUUACUUGUUGCAUUUAUGAUAAGCAUAGUCAGCAUAAAUUCUAGUAGGCUACAAUGUAAUUACGCUUGCAAAACGGUCUGUUUUCCCCUGCCAUCAUUAGCU
This is a messenger RNA of Carassius carassius (crucian carp), 5355 nucleotides long. Its product is annotated as NACHT, LRR and PYD domains-containing protein 12-like. The record is from RefSeq and is a predicted model, not a curated record. NCBI's taxonomy places the organism in Eukaryota, Metazoa, Chordata, Actinopteri, Cypriniformes, Cyprinidae. Gene Ontology annotation, molecular function: protein binding. Bases 12 to 4040 code for a protein of 1342 amino acids. The transcript has 16 exons.